AUGACGGACAUCAUCAGAGCGAGGCCGCCUCAGACUUCAUUUGUGCCAAAUGCAUGUGCUUCAUUCACAUCCACACCAGACGCGUACACAGUUUACCAUAUCUCCACUGUCUUGCGAAGCUCCCAGAUCCAUUCUCUGACAGACAAUGCCUCCUCCUACACACGCUGGCGUUCCCCUCCGCUGCCACGUCGCCCCUCGGCUUCAGUCACCUCUCCGCCAGUCUCUGACACUUCACUUUCUCGUAGUUCUGCCAGUGCUGCCUGCAGACUGGCCACUUUCUCCCUCGCCAAACUCACCUUGCAUUCCGUUCGUCUCCUCUGGCCCUGUCUGUCUGUCUGUAUGUCUGUCUGUGUGUCUGUUUCCUCACCUCUCUACCCUCGCGUCCCACGACUCUCCGUUUCACAUCACAUCACAUCACAUCACAUCACAUCACAUCAUAUCAUUCAUCUUUUUCUACAACUCCACCCUCGGCCAGUACUUGCUCGUUUCUCUUUCGUCUCCGCUUGCCUACCCUCAAUGGCGAGUCGUCUGCUCCUCAUCGCCCAGCUUCCUCGAGGCUGUUGCCAUGUUGAGGCCAAUCAGGCCUCGAGAGCCGCCUUCGAAGCGGUGCAACAAGUCGGUGGUCUGCCAUACGUUUUCGGUACAAACAGCUUGGUAACCCUGGCAACCGAGACAGCCGCGCACAGAAGCGCUGGUACUCGUUUGGCCCUAUUUGCUGGUGAUGAGGUUUUGCUGCGACCCUGCCAGGCCAGGGUAUCUGGCUGCCUCGUGGAAGAGGUUGAGAGAAAGCAUUUUCUGAUCGGUUUGUCGGUCUGGAAGACGAUUCGGAGCCUUCAAUGGGCACCAAUAAAAUGGUCAACGUACGGACUCAGACUGCGUCUGUCGAAGAGACAUUUGUGGGUCUUUGGAAGUCGUCCGGCCGACUAG
Molecule: messenger RNA, 927 nt
Organism: Protopolystoma xenopodis
Lineage: Eukaryota; Metazoa; Platyhelminthes; Monogenea; Polystomatidea; Polystomatidae
Source: the annotation of a GenBank genome assembly